Messenger RNA from Micromonas commoda, 1788 nucleotides. RefSeq names its product myb family protein. Lineage: Eukaryota; Viridiplantae; Chlorophyta; Mamiellophyceae; Mamiellales; Mamiellaceae. The transcript has a single exon. The record is from RefSeq and is a predicted model, not a curated record. The coding region runs from base 1 to 1788 and encodes 595 amino acids.
AUGGCCGCCGUAGUCGCCGCGCCCGCGUGCGAGAACGACAUGAACGCCACGAACGUCGGCCCCAGCAACCCUCUGCUGGACGGUGCUUGCGACGACGAUGACAACGAGCUAACCGCCGAGCAGAAGAAGAUCAUCGAGGAGAGGCUCAAGGCGCUCCAGGCUCGCUUCAAGGCUUUCGAGGAGAAGACCACGCAGCAGAAGAUCGACGAGCUCAUCAUGGCCAACGAGGCCUACGGCCUGACCCAGGAGGACGCCGAGAUGGUCCUCCGCGUCUGCAAUAACAACGAGUUCGAGGCCUCCGACAGACUCACCGAAGAGGAGGACGGCUUCACCUUCCUGAACGCCAUCCGCUCCAUGGUUGCGCAGGAGAAGCGCGCCAAGAAGCUCACCGGACGGAAGCGCCAGGCCGAGGAAGAGCAGCUCGCGAGGCGCACCAGGAUCCUCCGCCGCCGCCGCAACGCCCAGGUCGAUGUUGACCCGGACGCGUCCGACUACGAGGAGGAGGAGGACUGGGACGAGGACGACCCGAGCCUCUGGGAGGAUUACGCCGACGAACCCGUGCAGGAGAUGAGCCACGGCGUUCACUUCGUCCGCCACGUCAAGACCCACAAGCCCCAGGGCGGACGCCUGAGGCUCGACGACGCCAUCGCGGCGAUGCAAAAGAGGGAGCAGAUGCUCAAGGAGAAGAAGGAAAAGGAGGCUGCGGAGGGCAAGUCCGAGUCCGAGCCCUCCCCGGACAAGGCUGACAAGUCCGAGUCUGAGCCCUCCCCGGACAAGCCCGCCGAGAAGCCCGCCGACGAAGAGGACAAGCCCGUGACCGAAGGCGCCGAUGCUGCCCCCGAGGAUGAUAAGGAGGAGAAUGAGGAGGUGGAGCUCGACCCCCUGGACGAACUCAUCAAGGGCUGGUCCGAGGCGCGUAUCAAGGCUUGGAACAACAGGGAAAAGAAUGAGAACCAGUACUACUACCGCUUCAACGCGCCAGGCGAGAGGCAGGGCGAGGGCAAGUGGUCCGAUGACGAGCACGCGCUGUUCAUGUCCACGCUGGAGAAGGUGAAGGCUGGCGAGCUCAAGGAUUCCAGCGGCAACGUAGUCCCCAUGUACCAGUGGGGCUCCUUCUCCAAGGAUAUCCCCGGCCGUGUCGGCUAUCAGUGCUCCAACUACUACCGCUCGCUCAUCACGCAAAACAAGCUCGAGGACGAGAACUACCAGCUGGACGACCAGGGUAAGCUCCGAUUCAACUUCAAGAACAAGGGCUUUACACGCGACGAGGAAGGUCGCAUGAAGAAGGCGCCCGCGGUUCCCAAGGCUCCCAGGGUUCCCAAGCCUCCCAAGGACAACAGCGCGGCUCUGCAGAGGAAGAGGGAGGCUGAGGCGAAGAAGAAGGCUAAGGCCAAGGCCAAGGCGGAGAAGGAAGCCGAGCGGAAAGCGGCGAAGGAGGACAAAGACUUCAAGUGCAGCACCAAGUUCGACACCGUCCGACGCAGCUGCCGCAGCAGCGGCACCAAGAAGUACUCUGACGGCGACGGGUCGGAGGAUGAGGAGGACCUGGGCCCUGUGCUCCCGGGCUUCAUCGAUCCCCUCACCAAGAUGGCGAUCGAGGAGCCCGCCAUCUCCCCCUACGGUCACGUGUGCGGCUACGAGAUUUGGUGCAAGAUCCUCCGCCAGGAGGGAACCAAGGACACCUGCCCAUUCACCAGGCAGCCCCUCAAGCGCCGCCAGCUCGUCAUCCUGACCCACGACAACAUCGCCGAGUACCGCGAGAAGAUGGUCGAGACGCAGAACAACUAA